Molecule: messenger RNA, 1314 nt
Organism: Caenorhabditis angaria
Lineage: Eukaryota; Metazoa; Nematoda; Chromadorea; Rhabditida; Rhabditidae
Source: the annotation of a GenBank genome assembly
AUGCAAUUACAGACCUCAUCGAUGAUUAUUGCAGUCAUGGAGUAUGUCAAAGGAAUCCAUGCAAAAUUGAAAUGCGUAUUAUGUGAUAACUGUGGUUGGUUUCAUUUGAUUGUCAUACAUCAAUUUUCGAUUUCAGGAUCAAAAAACGAUAUUCUUCGCAUGUUUAUCAACUGUGAACAUUUAUACUGCAAUACGUGUUUUGAUAAAUUAUAUACUCAUAAGUGAGCGAUCUUUAAACUAUUUCAAAAUUUUGAACAUAAUUCGAAAUCCUAUUCUUCAUAGAACAGAGCUCUUCGAGGCAUUGAAAGAAUUGCUCUAUAAAUUUCAGCUCGCAAUCAGGCUCACAAAAUUACUGCUCGAUUUGUUAUGAAUAUUCUAUUGCAGCCACGCUUUCUAUCUAUUUGUUCGGUAUGUAAUUUCUUAUUUAUUAUUGAAUAUAUUGCCACCCGGUUUUGUGCUGAAAACGACUUUUCUCUUUCCACAAACCCUCUCUCCCCUAAUUUAUUUCAUUUUCGUUUUCUAGAUCCUGAAUGCAUCCGCGAAAAAUGUUGCGAUUGUGAAGCCGAUGAUUUUGAAGAUAAGUAAGUCUAUGUUUUGUAUGAUUAGAUAAAUUAAACUGAAUUUAGCAUGUACUUGUGUAAAACUUGCCACGUUUCCGAGUUUCAAACUACGGAAGAAUUGAAAAAGGUUGUCUAUUGUUCAAAGUGUAUUAUCAAAAAACAUAUGCGCAUAGGACAUGAAACUGUUGAUUUUUAUCCGUAUUUGGUUAGUUCGUUUUUUGAAAAUUAAAUUUCAAUAAUAUUUGUUAUUUAACAGGCAGCCCAUCAAUUUGCCGAAAAAUCGGAAUUCAUUCAAUCAAAAUCAAAAGAUAUCGAAGAGUCUCAAGUUUUGUUAGAUGAGACGAUUGCUCAGUUUAAGAAACUUUCAACGGAUGCUGCAGAGGUUCGUGUUUCAUCAUUGUUUCAAUGUUUUUCAGUGAAAUUUUUUCAGGCGACUGAUGUUUUGACCGAAAUGACUCGUAGAAGCAAAUCGACCAAAUAUCAAUUACAAUUCGUUGAAAAAAUUGAGAGUUUUCUGAACGAGGUUGGUUUUGAUUUUUUUGUUCUAUACAAAGUUAAUCACAAGAAAAUACACAUUUUCCAGACAAAAUCGAUUCAUGUAAAAACAAAUUCGGAACUAAAAAUCAAUGUCAAUAAGCUUCAAGAAGCUUUGGAAAAUAUCAAGAAAUGGAAUGAAGAAAAGAAAGAAAAUUGUGUUGAUGAAUUGGAAACUGUGAAACUCGAGAAAUUUGAUGAGACAAAUAAUAAUGCUUGA